This is a messenger RNA of Microstroma glucosiphilum, 276 nucleotides long. RefSeq names its product histone-fold-containing protein. Gene Ontology annotation, biological process: transcription by RNA polymerase II; negative regulation of transcription by RNA polymerase II; positive regulation of transcription by RNA polymerase II. NCBI's taxonomy places the organism in Eukaryota, Fungi, Basidiomycota, Exobasidiomycetes, Microstromatales, Microstromataceae. The record is from RefSeq and is a predicted model, not a curated record. Gene Ontology annotation, molecular function: core promoter sequence-specific DNA binding; transcription coactivator activity; RNA polymerase II general transcription initiation factor activity. The transcript has 2 exons. The annotation marks the transcript as partial. Gene Ontology annotation, cellular component: nucleus; negative cofactor 2 complex.
AUGGUCAAGAGGGGAGGCGCGUCCAAGUUCCCCGUCGCGAGGAUAAAGAAGAUCAUGCAAGCCGACGAGGAUAUUGGCAAAGUAGCACAGGCCACGCCCGUAGUCAUCUCAAAAGCCCUCGAGCUCUUCCUAGUCGAUCUCGUCAAGUCCACCGCGGCCGAAACGCGCUCCAGCGGCGCCCGCAAAGUCACUGCCUACCACCUCAAACGCGCAGUGCACACCCGCGACACACUCGACUUUCUGAAAAUGAUCGUUGACAAGGUUCCUGAUCCCGUG